AUGAUUUGGCAAAAGUGGAUAAAGCCUGUAUUUAUUGCAUUUUACACUAUCGCUCUAUGCAUCGGUCUCCCUUUCUGUAUUGUCGCCUUGAAGCCUAUAUCAACCAAUUCUAUGACAUUUGCUUGGUUUAUUGGAGGCCUUUUCGUUCUUGGUGCUAUUCCAAUUUCAAUUUGGACUAUUCUAGAACAUUUAAUCAGUUAUACGAAACCAUAUUUACAACUACAUAUCAUUCGCAUCUUGUGGAUGGUUCCCAUAUAUGCCGUUAAUGCGUGGUUUGCUCUUCGUUUUCCCGAGUAUGGUAUCUACUUUGAUACACUACGAGAGUGCUACGAGGCUUAUGCGAUUUAUAAUUUUUUAACCUUCCUUUUAAACUAUCUCCGUCGAAAAGAUGCCAAUUUGGUCAACCACUUGGCUAUCGUUCCUCAAGUAAAACAUCUUCCACCACCUUUUAUUGAACAUUGUCGCCAUGGUGUACUACAGUAUACUGUUAUUCGUCCAAUUACGACAAUUGUUGCUUUAAUCUGUGAAGGGGCCAAGGUUUAUCAGGAGACCAACUUUAGUCCAAAAUACGCCUACCUCUACCUCACUAUAAUCAAUAACAUCUCCCAGAUUUGGGCGCUUUACUGUUUAGUCUUAUUCUACCAAUGCACGCGAGCAGAGUUGAAGGAAAUGAAGCCUAUUUCGAAGUUCAUUUGUGUUAAAUUUGUUGUCUUUAUGUCAUUCUGGCAAUCAGUUCUAAUAUCCAUCCUCGCCGCAACAGGUGUUAUUCGGCGAGUUGAGGCAUGGAAACUUGAGAAUGAACGAUCGAUUUGCAUUAACUUUUUGGUGUGCAUAGAAAUGUUUAUAGCCGCAGUGGGUCACCACUUCGCCUUCACGGCGGCCCCCUAUCAAGACGCCAGUGCUCCAAGAACGUCUUGUUGUUACUCUUGGUGGUCAAUGCUGGAUAUAUCUGAUGUUAAACGCGACGUUGUCCAACACGUUCGACAUGUUGGUACCACUGUGGGUUUCAUCGGAUCAGAUAGUCGGAUCUUCCGUCAAAUUCCUCGUGCCGAUGUUAUACCAGGGCUCGCCCGCUCUCCAGCCUCUUUCUUGGGUCAAAGGAGUUUCGUAGGCUCCAACAGCCUAGCAACCAGUCGAAUCCACACUGGCACUAAUGAUAUCGAAUCCCAACCCCUAAUCGGCGAUGGAGACAGUGGCGACGAAGCGUUGCCAGAUCGUCGAAAUCAACGACUUCCCAACUUUUCUGAUCGUCUGGCUCCUGACACUCCGUGGAAUGAUGAUGAUGAUGAUGAGGGGGGUAGUUCAGUAGGCGGAGGCAACUUUGUCGACGCCCCGGAAAAUGUCGAAUUUCGUGGUCAACGGCGGCGACGGGGCGGUGGAAGUGAUAGUGACGAUGAUGCCGGCUUCGUUUUCGUCCGACCGGAAUUCAUUAGUGUGCCCCAGGAGUCUCCCGAACUGUAA
Molecule: messenger RNA, 1461 nt
Organism: Rodentolepis nana
Lineage: Eukaryota; Metazoa; Platyhelminthes; Cestoda; Cyclophyllidea; Hymenolepididae
Source: the annotation of a GenBank genome assembly